AUGUAUACUACACACCUGGGGGCUGCCUUACUGGCACUCGCAGCGAGUACGAACGCAGCAACCAUUCGAGUCGACGUCGGUAACAAUGGUGCAUUUGCCUUCUCUCCCGAUACUAUCAAGGCGAGCGUCGGGGAUACACUGGACUUUCAUUUCCACCCAAUCAACCACAGUGUUGUGAUGGGUGACUUUAGCAAUCCAUGUGCCCCUGCCAAGACGGGUGGCUUCUUCUCUGGGUUCAUGCCAGUUUCAUCUGGAGAAGCUACCGACUCUUUCCAAGUUAAAGUCAAUUCGACAGACCCAAUCUUCUUCUACUGUGCGCAGACUGUUCUCGAGCACUGCAAGAACGGCAUGUCUGGUGUAGUCAAUCCGUCGUCCUCGCAGACACUCAGCGCCUACAAGAGCGCAGCAAAAUCUGUCAGCACAGCAAGCCACCCCGCCAAUGUGUUUGGAGGAGAUCUAGUUUCAUCCGGAUCUUCGUCUGCUUCAGCUAGCCCUAGCCCAACUAACAGCGGAGGAGGAGGAGGCGGCGGCGGCGGUGCUUAUGGAGGAGGUGGUGGAAGUGGUGGUGCUGCUGCGGAUGUGAGAGCUCCGGCCGGUGUGGUUGCGGCUUUUGCGCUGGGAAUGGCUGCGUUUCUGGUCGGGUAA
Messenger RNA from Pochonia chlamydosporia 170, 645 nucleotides. Its product is annotated as extracellular serine-rich protein. The transcript is spliced from 2 exons. The record is from RefSeq and is a predicted model, not a curated record. NCBI's taxonomy places the organism in Eukaryota, Fungi, Ascomycota, Sordariomycetes, Hypocreales, Clavicipitaceae. Bases 1 to 645 code for a protein of 214 amino acids.